AGGUCAUGAGCUGAGCUGCUGAGAUCAUGGAGCCUGCGCCGAGGUCGGACAGGGUACUGAUGGGACUUUACAGUGAUGGAGAGGCACCUGUACGAAUCCAUGAUGUCCUGCACUGUAGCUGAAAUUACAAGACCACUGACCUGUGUGUCUGCGAGACCUGUUGCCAACAGUGACUGCUGCUUUCCUCAAAUAGGACUAAAUAAAAGUCAGCCUCAAGCGCUAAACAAUCAGUCAUGGACAGGUGAACACUGAGAGGCCAGUACGUGGCCUUUACUUACUCUGUUAUCCACAAAGGACAUGAGCAUUUUCUCAGCUUUAACAGUUUCUUUUCAGAUGUUGUAUUUUGCCAUGUAAAAAAAAAGAAGAUGCCUUUAAAUAUUAGAGCCAAGCCCACACAGAGCAAGCUUUCUGCUGCUGCAAAAGGUAGUGGGCACACCGAUGGCAGCUCAUCUCAUUCACGCUUCUCAAGGUCCCCUAAACACGGGAAAGGCAAACAGGCUGUAAGCUCAGCACCAGGGGCCCGUUCAGGGUUAGAGCCAGGCUCUGUGUCAGGAGGUGUGCCUGCAACACCAUCUAAACUGACGGGGGGACAAGGGUCAGUGUCAAGGCCAGGUUCAAAAAUCAAAGCUGAGCCAGAAGCAGGCAAAGGGUCAACGCGUGGUUCAGCGACAGCACCAGGGGGUAAAACCUUGUCUAUGGAGAAUAUUCAGUCUUUGAGUGCUGCAUAUGCCACAUCAGGUACUAUGUAUCCCAGUGAGCGGGAGUCCUUGGAACCCUCUGCCGGGUACCCCAAAGGCACCAUGACACUAGGUAGAAGUACCAGCCGCUCCUCCUACACUGGCCGGACGACAGCUACGGGAAGCAGCCCAAACAUCACAUCUUCUGGGAUGCAUCACUUGUCAGAUCCUUGUGGAGACCAGAGUUUUGUCUCUGGAGGAACUUCUAGUUUACGGCGGCAGUCUGGAAGACUCACACAGAUAAUGAAUUCGACUGGACGUGGAGAGGUUUCCACAUUUGAUCUCCAUUCUCAGCUGAGGGAUCUGCAGAGAGAGAACAACAACCUGCGAAGAGAACUGGAAGGAGGUAGGGAUGGAAGGACAGGCCCCAGCAUGAACAGCGUCAACUUUUGGAGCCCAGAUGUAAAGAGAGAAAAGGGCGUGAGGCGAGAGGAGGCAGCGAGGAGCUCCACUGUGAAAGACCAGUACAGGACAAACCAAGAAGAUCUGCAGCCUGGGAACAACAGAAGAAACAAGCAGCUUCCUUUAACAGUUCAGGAGCUUCAGGAGGAGCUGCGAGCUCAUAGAGAGAUGAACAGUCGCUCCCAGCAGCACCGUCAGCAGGGGAACUCCUAUCGAGAGCUCCAUAUGGACCAGGACCUCAGAGGGGGACUCAGCCCUGGCCACAGUCCCAGACAAAGCCCCAGCAACCUGCAGAGUCCUGGACCAAAGAGCAGCCCCAGAGCCAGCCCAUCCAACACCUACAAUCCAAGGCAACAGGAAGCUGACAUCAUCAUUCACAGCCCUGGAUACGGCUGUAACACUGCAGUAGCCGCACAAAGAACCAGCCCAGCUGACACCCUUCAGCGUGGGCUGAGGAGCAGCCCGAAUCCGCCUCUCUACAGUCCUAGCCACGGUCCCGGGAUUGUACCCAGCUCUGGUUCUCUUCACCCUUGUAGUCCCUGUCAGGUGCCUGGGUGUGACGGCUUUUCCUCACCUCCUCCCCUGGCUCCAUCAGAGGAGAACUUCUUCCAACUGCAGUCAGAGCACGAGCGGCAGGCCAAGGAGCUAUCCCUGCUGAGGAAGACCAUGGAAGAGAUGGAGAUGAGGAUUGAUUCUCAGAAGCAGACGCUGGGCGCCCGGGACGAGAGCAUCCAGAGACUGUUAGAGAUGCUUCAAGGCCAAAGCCAAGGCCAAAGCCAAGGUCAAGGUCAGGGACACUGGGGACGGGGACAGCGGACAGGCAUAAUAACCAUGGCAGCUCAGGAGGCUGAAGCCCAGCUGGAGAACGUGCAUUUGAGAGAGGACACCAAGAUCUCUUCCCUGGAGAGGAACAUCAGAGACUUAGAGGAUGAAGUCCAGAUGCUAAAGACCAGCGGCCUGCUGCACUCUGAUGAGAGGCAGGACGAGCUCAAGCAGGUGGAGGUCUACAAGAGCCAUUCUAAAUUCAUGAAGACUAAGGUAGAUGCUCUGCGAGUGCGUUUGGAGGAGAAGGAGCAGUUCCUGACCAAGAAGACCAAACAGCUGCAGGACCUGACUGAUGAAAAGAGCACACUAACGGGAGAAAUCAGAGACAUGAAGGACAUGCUGGACGUCAAGGAGAGGAAGAUUAAUGUCUUGCAGAAAAAAAUUGAGAACCUGCUGGAACAGUUGAAGGACAAGGACAAACAGGUGGCUGGAUUGAGGGAAAGGGUUCAGGGCCUUCAAACCGACUCCAGCAACACAGACACGGCUCUGGCUACGCUGGAAGAAGCUUUAUCAGAAAAGGAGCGAGUGAUUGAAAACCUGCGGGAACAAAAGGACCGGGAGGACAGGGUUCGGCUGGAGGAGCUGGAGCAGCUGAGAAAGGAGAACCACGAAUUAAAAGACAAGCUGUCAGUCAUGCAACCCCAGAAACAGCCUCAGAACCAGCUCGGUAACCCCAGCCCAUCGCAGAACCAGAGACCAGAUGGAGAGGUGAAAACCAAAGUAGACGGGCCACCGGCAGUGAGCCCCACGAUCCAAACUACAGAGGAAGCAGUCAAGAUGUGUCCGGAUAUCACAGAUCGUCUGAGGGUCCUAGAGCAGGAAGUUGGCCGCUACAGAGAGGAAUCCAGGAAGUCACAAGCUGAAGUGGAGAGGCUGAUGGGAGCUUUAAAUGAUGCCGAGAUGGACAAAUCCUGCAAGGAGAAAAAAAUCUCUGAUCUUGAGAGACAUGGACAAAUCAAGUCUCCUCACAUCCAGAAGCAGACGGUGCCAGGUGAGAUGAGGAAAGACGCCCUGAUUGAUGGACAUCCUCACUCGUUAUCACAGCUGGAGGAGCUGAUGGGAGCUUUGGAGAAGACGCGCCAGGAGCUGGACGCCACGAAACUGCGUCUGUCCUCCACUCAGCAGUCGCUGCACGAACGAGACGGACAUCUGAACAGUCUGCGCCAGGAGAGACGAAAGCAGCUGGAGGAGAUUCUGGAGAUGAAGCAGCAGGCUUUGCUUGCAGCCAUCAGUGAAAAGGAUGCCAACAUCGCCCUGCUAGAAUUAUCCUCCUCCAAACGCAAGAAAGCCCAGGAGGAAGUGAUGGCUCUGAAGAGGGAGAAGGACAGGCUCAUGCACCAGCUCAAGCAGCAGACUCAAAGCAGAAUGAAGAUGAUUGCUGAUAACUACGAGGAAGAUUACAUCCAUCCCCAGCAUCACCCUCAUCAUUCGCACCACAUGCACCCAGCAAACGUCCAUCACCGGAGCUUGCCACGAGCGCCUCUCCACGCCAACCACCGACCCCCUGUGGAGCAGGAUGAUGAAGAGGGAAUAUGGGCAUGAUGACCACCAACAUGACCACCCACACCCGUUUCUCACACUCGUCGAAUCAGAUACCAGGCAUCAGCUGCAAGAACACAGAUGCACCGGCUCAUAUAUCCUUCACCGUCGUGACCACCAGACCUGAUUAAACACAGAUAUAAAUGCACACUCGAGCACCCACCAUUGCACUGGGAUUCUGGUGAAGUUUUCAAAUGGGCAGAAAUGAGUUAUUCUAGCAGCUGGUAUGCAGUGGCCCACAGAAGACCUGGGAACACUGUGUGUGCACCUCAUCAGAACAUCUGGCAUCAGUGUGGCAAGCGCUCCACUGCCUUCAUUUCUCCAGCUUUCUUCAGUUGGAAGCUGGAUUUGUUUUACAGUACCGUGGUGCUACAGAGUGCUGGCUUCUCAUCAACAACUGUUGACUAUGAGUGCGGCCGAGCUGAGCCAGAGGAACUCCUGCCAGCUCCAGACUCUUUUAUGGUAGCAUGAACAGUAUUCACGUUUGCAGCUAAAUAUCAGACUCGUGUAAAUAUGACAACACGGACCUUGUAAUCCAUGAUCCACAGAGACCUUCUCGAUGUAUUGUGCCAAAGGAGAUAUCUGCUGAGAUGCAUUACUGAAAUGACACUGCAACUGAGUGCUUUGUAAAACCACCCUUACCCAUCUCCCGUUUCCUGCAGAGAGAUCAGCACAAAAUGUUGAUGAUUAGCUUCCUUCUUUUCCAAGAACAGGCUCCUUAGUCCUGGGAGGGAAACACAGCUGACCUCAAAGCAGCCAACUUAUUAUAAGUCUGUAUACAUUUCUCCUUGUGUUCGUCUUGCCUCCCUUCACUGUUUAAUGAACCACUUUCAUGUUCUGUUUGAUUUUCUGCAGCUGAAACUAUUUGAGUGCCACUUUUCUUCUUCUUCUUUUUUAAAUAUCACAGAUUCACGUGACUUAUUGUUCUGAUUUCAGCGAGUGGUGUGUUAUGUUACUGUCUAUUGAUCUGUGAAUCUGACUGACGAAUCUGAUUAUAAUCAAGUGUCUUGCAUUAAUACUUUUUUCACUGUACUGGAGCUUGACCUGAUGUGAUGACGAUGUACAACUGCAGUUUGAUUUAGCAGCAUAGUGGUGUUUUCAUUUGGUUGUUACCUAAUAUGUACAGUUUUUGUAGUGUGUGUGUGUGUGUGUGUGUGUUCGUUGUGAUGAUAUGAACGUUUGGGGUGACAGCGGUCGCCCUUGACUUCCUCCACAGUGGUUUGCAGUGAUCAGCCUGUUUCUGUUGUUUGAAUAAAAUAUUGGUUUCACAAGAA
Molecule: messenger RNA, 4777 nt
Organism: Neolamprologus brichardi
Lineage: Eukaryota; Metazoa; Chordata; Actinopteri; Cichliformes; Cichlidae
Source: RefSeq, a predicted model, not a curated record